Messenger RNA from Nicotiana tabacum (common tobacco), 1416 nucleotides. The record is from RefSeq and is a predicted model, not a curated record. Lineage: Eukaryota; Viridiplantae; Streptophyta; Magnoliopsida; Solanales; Solanaceae.
GUUUCAUUUGAAUUUUUUUUGUUUUGCAUUUGGAACUCAUAGCCAACCGUGGGCACCACUAACUUACUCCUCCUACGACCUCCUCCUAAAGUUCCCUCUUUUUUACACAAAGCAGUAGAUAGAAAAUGGCAGACGGUGAGGAUAUUCAGCCACUCGUCUGUGAUAAUGGGACUGGAAUGGUCAAGGCAGGGUUUGCUGGAGAUGAUGCUCCACGAGCAGUAUUUCCGAGUAUUGUUGGUCGCCCACGCCAUACAGGUGUGAUGGUUGGCAUGGGGCAAAAAGAUGCAUAUGUUGGUGAUGAAGCUCAAUCCAAACGUGGUAUUCUAACUUUGAAAUAUCCAAUUGAACAUGGUAUUGUUAGCAACUGGGAUGAUAUGGAGAAAAUCUGGCAUCACACGUUCUACAACGAACUUCGUGUUGCACCAGAGGAACACCCUGUACUACUCACUGAAGCACCUCUUAACCCGAAGGCUAAUCGCGAAAAGAUGACUCAAAUCAUGUUUGAGACAUUUAAUACUCCUGCUAUGUAUGUCGCCAUUCAAGCCGUUCUAUCCCUUUAUGCCAGUGGCCGUACAACAGGUAUUGUCCUGGAUUCUGGUGAUGGUGUUAGCCACACUGUCCCAAUUUAUGAGGGAUAUGCUUUGCCACAUGCUAUCCUCCGUCUUGAUUUAGCUGGUCGUGACUUGACUGAUCAUCUAAUGAAAAUCUUAACAGAGCGAGGCUACUCGUUCACCACUACUGCUGAACGAGAAAUCGUGAGGGAUGUGAAGGAAAAACUCUCCUACAUUGCUCUUGACUUUGAGCAGGAAAUGGAAACGUCGAAAACUAGCUCUUCUGUUGAGAAGAGCUACGAAUUGCCCGAUGGUCAAGUGAUUACCAUCGGUGCUGAACGUUUCCGAUGCCCUGAAGUCCUUUUCCAACCUUCAAUGAUUGGAAUGGAAGCUGCAGGCAUUCACGAAACGACUUAUAACUCGAUCAUGAAGUGCGACGUGGAUAUCAGAAAGGAUCUGUAUGGAAAUAUUGUACUCAGUGGCGGUUCGACUAUGUUUCCUGGAAUUGCUGAUAGGAUGAGUAAGGAAAUUACUGCCUUAGCUCCAAGCAGUAUGAAAAUUAAGGUGGUAGCUCCACCUGAGAGGAAGUAUAGUGUUUGGAUUGGAGGUUCUAUUUUGGCUUCUUUAAGUACUUUCCAACAGAUGUGGAUUGCAAAGGCAGAAUAUGAUGAAUCUGGACCAUCCAUUGUGCACAGAAAAUGCUUCUAAUUCUUUAGACAUGUGAUAUUUUUAUUAUGUCUCUUUAUCGCUGUAACAAUGGCAAACAAAAUUUUCAGAAUUGACAGUAAAACCAGAUACUUCAAUGUAGAUUUUCUUUUGUUGUGAACUUUUGUCCUUCAAUGCUAACUCCAAUUGUUUUCCAUUA